GCCUGUCGCGUGUGUUUGGCAACAAAACGUUGUAACAGAACAUGGAAACGACGUCGUACGAGGCAUUGAACAACAAACCAUCUCCAUCUCCUUACCUCGUACCUGGAAUAGUCACCCACAGUGGCUCAGUCACUCUCGAGAGCCGAAGGAGGAAAAAGCGGGUGGAAAAUGGAAGGACUCGGGUCGAGAUUGGGCAGGGCGUCCUCUAGGUACGGCCAAACAGCCACCGUCUUCAAUGGCCCCGUCCGGAGGUGGAAGAAGAGGUGGGUCCACGUGUCCUCUUCAUCCCCCUCCCUUACUUACCAAAACCCUCGCUCCCAAUCCAACAACAACGGCAAUAACUCUCGCCUCGUCCUCUGCCGCUGGACCGCAAUCUCUCCCGCCAACUCCCCCGCCGAACCUGCCGCCGCUCCGGAUGAGCCCCCUCGCCGGAAGUUCCGCUACACGCCCGUUUCUGUGGUAGAGGAACAUAAAAAGGGAAUUCAGAAAAAGGUUGGAGAUGCUGAGAAAACUAGUGAGGUUGAUGAAUCAGUUACCCCGAGUGAUGAGAUGCAUGUAAAACCAAACAUUGGUCAAAUUAUGAAGGAACAAGAUGAGGAGUCGGACGAGAACCAGUCUGGCUUGCAGGAUUCAAACAGAAGCCAUCUGGAUUUAGAUUUGGGCUUGAAAGGUCACAGUUCCAACCUUGAUUUAAUAGUUCAGGUGAAGAAGGGAAGCUCAGAGAGAUUUUGGUUGGAUUGAUGCUGAAGACAAAACCUAGAGCGGCAUGCGAUUAUCCAUUGGCAGGGGGUACUUCUUCAUGCCGUGUGAUUUGUAUUUAGUACGAUACUGCUUAUGAUGUUUGUAACUAAGCCGUAGGAUUAGUUUGUGGAUUAUCUCCCUAUAUGCAUGGUUAGUAAGUAGUAGUACAUGAUCAACGAGCACAUGAUGUUUCUGAGUGUUCGACUCCACUGUUUGUAAAGAUUACCCAUGUAGCUAUGUGCCACGCUAUGUGCCACUCUCUGUAUGGGUGACCAUUCCUGUUUGUGAUGUUGUGCCUGCGGCCUAUUUUUUAAUUUUUUUUUUCUUA
Malus domestica (apple) is the source of this 1069-nucleotide messenger RNA. RefSeq lists its product as uncharacterized. NCBI's taxonomy places the organism in Eukaryota, Viridiplantae, Streptophyta, Magnoliopsida, Rosales, Rosaceae. The record is from RefSeq and is a predicted model, not a curated record.